AUGCAAACUACAGUGGGAGGGCGAGAGCUAAUGGCAGUAGCGCCUGACGACUAUCCCCUCUUGAUGAAGAAUGCAACUUCCAAUGAUACUAGUAAGCCAGACGAAGAAGAAGCUACACCAAACGAUUCGGUCGAAGAAGAAGACUCCAUGGUGGAGCAACUUCCUCCGCCGCCACGCCCCAAAUACUACGAGCUGGUGGAACAAAUCCAAAAGCUCACGUCCAUCGAAGAUGCGCAGGGGCGAACACAGCGCAAUUCCCACACGGCAUACAAUCGAGCCAUUGUGGUCCAGCACGCUCCCUGGUUGCCCUAUCGACGCUUGUGCAAGGAUACUUGCUGUGUGGAAACCGUGGCGAUUUCGUUGGAACAAGAUGACCAUCAAAUCAUUCAAAACCGGGAUGGUCGAACACUGGCCGACCUCACCCUCCAGCAAUUUGACAAACCCAAACAACACUAUAGGUUUCAUUCGCAGAGUAUCAAUGAAGCUGUCCUACCUUGUAUUGUCCCCGGAACCAUUAUUCAAAUCGAAAAUCACAACAAGGGCCUCCAGUACUUUUGGAAGGUGUUGCGUCCCAAAAUCAAAGUGCCUUACAUUCUCUUGACCACCGGUACCGAUGACGACAGCCCCCAAUUUGGGGCAGAGUACAUUUCCGAUCCCCUCCUGAUCAAGUGGUAUGGUACCAAUCCUAAAUACUCCAAUCAUCUGUCCUUUCAAAAGCACCUUGGCACAAAGUUCAGGGGCUUUCAUUUGGGACUGAGCGGUGUGGUCCACCCCCAAGAGCGCUUCCUGUUGCCAUACUUGGAGCUCACCAACUUUACGAACCCGUUUGCGGACAAGGAACAGUGGGACUUUUCAAAGCAACCCCUGGAUUUCUCCAAGGAUGUAUUUGUUCACUUUGGACUUCGCAGAAAAAACAGAAAAGCUUUGUGGAAGGUUCUAUGUCCUCAGAAUGCUACAUCCGGGGUUUCUUGCAAUCGUGAAACCACAAAUCUGCCAGUUCAUGCCAUCAAUGCUGACAUGAGCCAAUACCGGUUUGGAGUUAGCCCCAUUGGGGCAGGGUAUGACUGCUACAGAACAUAUGAAAUGCUCUUGUUGGGCAUCAUCCCAAUCAUUGAGGAGAGAUUCCCAGAAAGCUAUGACUUGUUUGAAGGCCUUCCUGUGAUCCACAUGGCAGACAUGGGAGAAGCCAACAGCACACAACAGUUCAAAGAUGCAAUCGUGAACUACAUUGAGAGUGACAAGUUUCAGGAAUCAAACUUUGAGGCUGGCUGGGAGCGGCUCUUUCUUAAGCACAGGAGACGCCAGCUGUUACGGGAUGCUGGGAGGGAGAAGGAAAUCGUUGUGGACGAUCAAGGGAAAGAAUACUAUCAAGCAUACCUCUACAGCAGUGAUGAAAAAGAUAUAUUCUGCCGCGACAAUGGUAGCUGUGAAUCUUCCAAGGACAAAAACGCCAUGGAUUGGUUUUCGAGUCCAAAGCCCAAAAUGACGUUGAAGGAAAAGGAAAAGGUGAUAAAGGAAAAGGACUGGCUCAUGAAAUGGGAGCACAAGGGCCAGAGACCAGCCAUUUGGUGA
Seminavis robusta is the source of this 1572-nucleotide messenger RNA. The record is from the annotation of a GenBank genome assembly. Lineage: Eukaryota; Bacillariophyta; Bacillariophyceae; Naviculales; Naviculaceae.